AUGUGGUUUCAUUCUUCGUCAUCAAAUCUUUCUGGCCACAGUCUCGGGUUUCUUCGAUCCUGUAAACGAUCCACUCUUUCGAUACUUACACCCUCACGCACUCGAAUUUCAUUUGUUUCUUCUAUUUACCCUCGCCGACUUGGCUUUUACUUUGAUCUCAAGGUUCGAAAAUAUGGGUACCGUUCAAAGCAGAGGGUUGUGCAAGUUACAGCUAUGGCUGAUGAGGAUUUGGGGGGUAUUGCUUCACUUGAUGACUUUGGGAGCAACGAGAGGGCUGUGGAAUACAUGCUUUCAUCCAGUGACGGUGAAGACAGUGAUGGAGAAGGUAUGUUAACUCCUAUAACCGAUGUUGAUUUGCCUACCAAGAGGAAGCAGUUUCGUCCAACUGAUGAUGCUUUAACCGUGACUGCUCACCGCCUUGCAAUGCUUGGGAGAGCACGCAAGAGAAAAAGGAUUAAAUACGGAAUUCUGAACAAUAUUGGACUGAUUACAUUCUUGACAAUGCUUCUUUUACUUGUGGAUUGGUGUGCGUGGCGAAUUGUCAGAUUGCCCUUAGCACCCUUUUAUUUGAUGCGCCCCUUUUCUAUGUCAGCAGUAUUAGCAGCUUGUGCAGGCUAUAUUUGUGUCCCACUACUUCGUAGUUUAAAGCUGCAAUCAAUCAUCAAGAAAAGACCUGCUAGGCAUUCCUCUAAGGAAGGAACCCCCGUCAUGGGUGGAUUGUUUUUCAUUCCAAUUGGUAUAAUCGUUGCAGAGGUGAUAGUUGGUUUUUCUUCAAUUGAAGUUUCUGCAGCAGCAGCUGCAACUCUAGCAUUUGCUGCAAUUGGACUACUUGAUGACUUCUUAAGCCUCAUCAAGGAUCAUCACAAUGGUUUAUCUGCUUGGAUGAGAAUUUUUUUGGAGGUGGCUGUUGGGACGUGGUUCUCAUUUUGGUUAUAUUCCACAGAUAUAUCAUCACCCUACAGCAUGUAUACCUUCUCGUAA
Molecule: messenger RNA, 981 nt
Organism: Ilex paraguariensis (yerba mate)
Lineage: Eukaryota; Viridiplantae; Streptophyta; Magnoliopsida; Aquifoliales; Aquifoliaceae
Source: the annotation of a GenBank genome assembly